This is a messenger RNA of Mobula hypostoma (lesser devil ray), 7442 nucleotides long. RefSeq names its product nucleotidyltransferase MB21D2-like. The transcript has 2 exons. The record is from RefSeq and is a predicted model, not a curated record. Bases 160 to 1638 code for a protein of 492 amino acids. Lineage: Eukaryota; Metazoa; Chordata; Chondrichthyes; Myliobatiformes; Myliobatidae.
ACUGCCUGCAAGCUGUUCGGCUGCAGUGUAAUUAGAAGUGGGGGGCGGUAGGGGAAGAAAGUGAUAGAGAGGUGGGGGAAAGCCCGCGGAUUUUUUAAAACCUUAAAUUCCCACCGCUGUCUCUCCCCCACACCCUGUUCCCGUACAAUCUGGUCGAAGAUGGCGGCUACGAACGGCGCAGGCGAUAGACCAAGCCUCGGUGCGUCCAAAACGCCGGCGGAGCUGGAUUUCAGGUCGGGAGCUAAGAUCGAGGAUUUGAACAAACUGAUCCAGGAAUUCAGCCGCCAGGACCAGCGGGAAUACGAUGAUCACCGAGCCCUAGAAAUCCACACAGCCAAGGACUUCAUCUUCUCCAUGCUGGGCAUGGUACAGAAACUGGACCAGAAGCUGCCGGUUGCUAAUGAAUACCUCCUGCUGUCUGGCGGUGUGCGUGAAGGCGUGGUGGAUAUGGACCUGGAGGAACUCGGCCAGUACAUCCGGGGCAUGGACUACGACAUGGACUUCACCCUGCUGGUGCCAGCCCUCAAGCUGCACGACCGCAACCAGCCGGUCACCCUCGACAUGCGCCACUCCGCCCUCUGCCACUCCUGGCUCAGCCUGCGGCUCUUCGACGAGGGCACCAUCAGCAAGUGGAGGGACUGCUGUGCCCCGGCGGCAGACCAGGCCGGCAGCGGUGUCAACUUCUACUUCUCACCCACCCGCGUGGCAGACUGGUUCUUCGAGGCCGUCGCCCUGGUGCUGGCCGAGGUCCUGAAGAAGCCCCAACGGGGGACGCCCAAGGUGGAGAGGCUGGAGAAGCACCACACCGUGGUCUCGGUCGUCCUGGCUGUGGGCUCCAGCCGCAUGCUCUACGACAUCAUCCCCGUGGUUUCCUUCAAAGGCUGGCCGGCCGUGGCCCAGAGCUGGCUCACGGAGAACCACUUCUGGGACGGCAAGAUCACCGAGGAGGAGGUGAUCAGCGGCUUCUACCUGGUGCCCUCUGCUUCCAUUCAGGGGCGGAAGGAAAAUGAGUGGAGGCUUUCUUUUGCCCGCAGUGAGGUCCAGUUGAAGAAAUGUAUACCCAGCGGCCUCAUGCAGGCCUACCAAGCAUGCAAGGCUGUAGUAGCAAAGCUGCUGUUUGAGCCCAAAGCCGUCAGUCCCUACCACCUGCGGAGUAUGAUGCUUUGGGCUUGCGACCGCCUCCCGCCGGCGUUCCUCGCCAGGGAAGAUGGGCCGGCCGUCUACCUACUGGGGCUCAUCGAUGACCUCCAGCACUGUCUGGUCAACAGGCUGUGUCCAAACUACUUCAUCCCUCAGUGUAACAUGUUCGAGCACCUGUCUGAGGAGUCGGCCCUCCUCCACGCCUGCCGGCUAUCCUCGGUCCGCUCAGACCCCGCCGGGCAUCUGCGGAUGGCCGCCGAGGGUGCCAAGGAGGCCAACCGGCUGGGGCGCGAGACUGUCCCGCGGAGGGGCAGCAGCUCCGGCACCCCAUCGCCGUCCUCGGACCCCGGCUCCGGCGACGGUCAGCAGUCAGAUGACCGGCUGGCCAAGAAGCUGCAGCAAUUAGUGACAGAGAACCCAGGCAAGUCCAUCUCAGUCUUCAUCAACCCCAACGACGUCACCCGGCCCCACUUCCGCAUAGAUGACAAGUUCUUCUGACGUGGUGUUGAGGAUGGACGGAACUGAAUUCAUGGCCCUCAACAUGGACCAGAAUUGGAGGGGCCAAUGCACAGAUCUGCAUACUGAUACCCCAGAUCAACCAGAGUCCAAGAUGUCUUGGGAAGAUUCCAAUGCACUCUUUGUUUCUUUGGACUGAUUCUAAGGUUGUGUCUUCACUAUUAACUCCCUGUUUAUAGGCAUUUGCCUCAGAGUGUGGCAGUCCCUGUGGCAAAUGAAGGCAACUCUACUCCAUCACUCAACUGACCUGGUGAUUUAAAGAGACCAGAGAUGGUUUUAAAGGCUGCUACUUGGAAUUCCAGAGCAGGGGGCAUUAGACUCUGAAUUCCUUUUGUUUUCUUGGCAUUUGGUUGAAGGUUUUAUGCCAAGGGACUCUGUAAAUCCUGGGAUUGUCUUCUUUUGAAGGUCAUUGCCCAAACUUGUUUGGCUGUUCCAUUGGGAUGACCUUGAGAUGUUCUAAAACCAACAAGUUGGGAACGAGUGGGCUCUACUCAAGAAUGGGAUCCAGACAGCCUUCAUAACAAUGGAGCAGUAAGGGUGUGAGAGAGUAGAAUAAGGUUCCUCAUUGUCCAGUUGCUUCCCUCUGCGAGUGACCAGAUUUGUGGGCAAGCCACUGGAGGAGGGAGGCUGGGCAUGGGUUUGCAUUUGUCUGUUGUUGUGUAUGUGCAGAGUAAGAAUGGCAAAGGAGCAGUAGGUUUGAACAUUUUCACUGAAUCGUGUUAGCCAUGGUACAUUCUGGGCAACUUAGUGUGAGAGCAACAAACUGGGCCUGCCAAGACGAAAACAAGUGGAGCUGAAAGCCCAUGCUAAAAGAUGGCCUCCUGCACGUAGGAGGCCCGGUCAGUUCAACAAGCAAUCAAUUGGCCACGUGUGCGUUUGCCACUUUCUCGCAUUCGAUCCGAUAUGGCUCAGAUGUACCAUCUAAAUCUGAGCAGGGUGGUGGCUCGACCUACAGCAGAGGAUCUGGGUGGUGGUGAGCCAAUUGCCUGUAGAUGAUCAUUGCCUUGCUCCAUCAGCUUUAGCUACCCUGCUUGUAGUCCAGUAUUAUUGCUGAGCUGGUGUCUGUCUAACUGAUCCAGACAGACCUUGUGGAUCAGUGAGGUUUAAAAAAGCCCAUUUUUACAUGUGGAUGGUUUUUAUGUAAAUUUAGAUGGAGAAGUUUAUUCACCCAGUUUCUUGUCCUUGUUCUUAUACCCUUCUUUAACAUUAGUACACAAGGCGUAACAUUAGCCUUCGGCCAUUCAGCCCAUCAUGGCUAAUGUAUUAUCCCUCUCCUACUCAUUCUCCCACCUUCUCCCUGUAACCUUUGAUGCCCUGACUAAUCAAGAACCCACUUUAAAUUACCCAAUGACUUGACCCCCAUAGCCGUCUGUGGCAAUGAAUUCCACAGAUUCACCACCCUCUAGCUAGAGAAAUUCCUCCUCAUCUCUGUUCUAUUCUGAGGCUGUGCCCUCUGCUCUCAGACUCUUCCGCUAUUGGAAACAUCCUCUCCACACGCGCUCUGUGUAGGCCAGGGGUUCGCAACUUUUUUCAAUACCACGGACAAAUACCAUUAAGCAAGGGUAUGGAGAUCCUAGGCUGGGAUCCCCUGAUCUAGGCCUUUCAGUAUUCAAUAGGAUUCAAUGAGAUCUCCCAACCCCAUUCUUCUAAACUCCAGUGAUUACAGGUCCAGAGUCAUCAAACGCUCUCUGAUCCUGGCAGCAUCUUGGUGAGUCACCUCUGUACCAUCUGUAAAGCUUCCACAUCCUUCCUAUUUUGACUUCAGUCCCCUUCCUUUCUACAGUUGAUAGUUAUAGAGCAUUACCAUCAUAGCUUUUGAUGACUCUAUCAAGUCAUCUCUCAUUCCCCUUUGCUCCAGAGAGAAAAGCCCCAGCUUGCUCGACCAUGUGAUUCAAGUGCUCAUUCUUGCUUAUAGGAAAUGCUCUAUUAAUUUGAACAGUGAGAUUGGGCAGUGAGAUAUCUCCAACAGUUUAGUUCUAAGCUUGGGCGGUGCAACAAUUGUCAUUUCACGCAUAAGGUGCUGGUAAAAAUGGGGGAACUGGAGUCCCCCAGCUACCCAUUCCAGCCAUUUUGAGUGGCCAUAUACACUGGAGCAAUGUGGGGUCUCUUCUGGACUAUCUCUGCCAUAACAGGGAGACAUUCAUUUGCAUUAGGGAGAAUACGUCAAGAGGAGUGUCGUCUUUUGUAAAUUUUUCAGGUAUUUCCUUUUCCAAGGGUAAAUGGAACAAUCCAUCAGAAUUUCCAUAAUUAGUUGUCCUCUUGAAUUCAGUUUGUAACUGUGUCCUCCAAGAAACAAAGCCCACCUUUGCAUUUGUAAACCUGCUGUGAGUGGAGCACCACACUGUGGAUUGAAAAUUAACACAGGCAGUUGAUGAUCAGUAAUGAGGGUAAACUCACUCCCUUACAGGUACUGGUUGAAACAUUUUACACCCCAAACCAGACUCAAGGCCCCUCUGUCAAUUCGUGUGUAAUUUUUCUCUGCAGCAGUAAGGGAAGGUGAUGCAAAGGCUAUGAGUCAUUCACUUCCAUCACUCAUAUUAUGUGACAUGACUGCAUAAGGCAAGGCAUCACAGGCCAGCUUCACUGGGUGAUGUGGAUCAUUAUGUGUCAGUGCAACAUCUGACGUCACCAAUUCCUUUGUCUUUUUUAAAACCAUAUCACACUGCUUUGUCCAUUGCCAUUUCUUUCUGAUCUGUAGUAAUGAGUUCAAGGAGUGGAGCGCAGCAGUAAGUUUUGGUAGGAACCUGUCAUAGUAAUUGACAAAUCCUAAAAACGGCUGCCACUGUGAAAUGUCGUUUGGCCUUGGGGCAUCUACCGCUGCUUGAAUUUUCUCACACACUUGUGUAAUUUUUGUGUGUCAAUGGCGUGACCACAGUAAGUGAUGCUUUGUUUGAAGGAUUCACACUUGUUGCAUUGUGCUCUGAGCCCAUAAUCUAAUCAUCUUUUUAACACUGUCUUGAGAUUUUGAAGAUGUUCCUUGUCAUCCUUACUGGCAACAAUGAUGUUGUCCAGGUAACACUGAGUGCCUGGCCAGCUUUGCAGUACAUGGUCAAUAGCUAACUGCCAGAGUACAGCUAGAGAGGCUACUCCAAAGAUAAGCCUAUUAUAGCGAUGAAGCCCUAUGUGAGUGUUUAUGGUGAAACACUCACCAUAAGAAGAGUAUGUUGGGCUCUUCUUCCAUCUUCAUCUGUGGGUAAGCCUCAGCUAGGUCGAUUUUGUUGAAGUCUUUCCCUCCAGAAAGUUUUGCAAAGGUAUCCUCUAUAUCUGGGCAGAGGGUAUUGAUGUGCUAGGUUGAUGUUAACCUGACAGACCCAUUAUUCUGGGCUACUGGGAUCACUGGCAUUGCCUGUGGGCUUCUCUCAACCUUGGAAAGAAUUCCUUCAGCCUCCAUCUGAUCCAGCUCACGGGCUACUCUAUCACAGAUGGUAUAAGGAACCAGAUGACCUUUGUGAAACUCGGGUGUGGCAUUUUCAUUUAGCACUGUUUUGCACUUGAUAUAUUUGGGUUUUUCAAUGCUAUUGCUGAACUUGGCUGUGGCAUCAUCCAGUCCCUUUCUUAAUUCAUUUUCAGUUGACUCCAUUGCAGAGGAUGUGGCAUGAAAAUGGUGGAUGGAUCUCCAAUCAAGUGGUAGUUGUUGGAGCCGAUCCCAGCCCCACAGUGCUGGCCUUCCUGUUUCUACCACAUACAAGCCCAGUUUGGCUUGUUGGUUGUGUAUGUCACUGUUACAAAUGUCAUUCCCACAGGAGUUAUCUUUUCUCCAGUGUAAAUUGGAUAUUUACGGGCUUCAGUAUCUUUGAAAUACCAUUCAAGCUCAUUUUGUGCAAUAAUUGAAACAACAGAGCCAGUGUUCAAUUCCAUUUUAAUUAAUUUGCCAUUCACUACUGGUGUAAGCCAUAUUGCUUGUCUCCUGUUAGUUUUCACAUUGUAAAUCUCAAGGGUACCCAGUCCUGUGUCAUUCUCACCCCAUCAGAUUUUUCUGCAACAGUGUGCAGAUUAGUUCUCUUUUUGAAACUGCAACUUGACAUUGUACCCUUUUCUCUCCUCUGUGCAGUGUUUCUAUUUUUGUAUGUCCCCUACUUUGUUGCAUUUUCUAUAAGUUUUGCCUUUAAAGCUGCAUUGUUCUGGUGUAACACACACAAAGUGGACUGAUGAAGGGUUUCGGCCUGAAAUGUUGACUGUGCGUUUUUCCACAGAUACUGCCUGCUGAGUUCCUCCAGCAUUUUGGGUGUGUUGUUUGGAUUUCCAGCAUCUUCAGAUUUCUCUUGUUUUUGAUCGUUCUGGUGUAUGUGAGCCCUGCCACGAUGGUGGCACAGUUUGUUCAGUCAGGCAGGUUUCCAUUUAGACCAGUGUUUCCCGACCUUUUUUUUUAGCCCGACGUCCCCCAAAGCACUUUCAUAGUGUUAGUCAUAGUCAUACUUUAUUGAUCCUGGGGGAAAUUGGUUUUUGUUACAGUUGCACUGUAAAUAAUUAAAUAGUAAUAAAACCAUAAAUAAUUAAAUAAUAAUAUGCAAAUUAUGCCAGGAAAUAAGUCCAGGACCAGCCUAUCGGCUCGGGGUGUCUGACCUUCCAAGGGAGGAGUUGUAAAGUUUGAUGGCCACAGGCAGGAAUGACUUCCUAUGACACUCUGUGUUGCAUCUCAGUGGAAUGAGUCUCUGGCUGAAUGUACUCCUGUGCCCAACCAGUACAUUAUGUAGUGGAUGGGAGACAUUGUCCAAGAUGGCAUGCAACUUGACAGCAUCCUCUUUUCAGACACCACCGUCAGAGAGUCCAGUUCCAUCCCCACAACAUCACUGGCCUUACGAAUGAGUUUGUUGAUUCUGUUGGUGUCUCUACCCUCAGGCUGCUGCCCCAGCACACAACAGCAAACAUGAUCGUACUGGCCACCACAGACUAGUAGAACAUCCUCAGCAUCGUCCGACAGAUGUUUCAUACUUGCCAAUGCCCCCUGUUGGUGUAGGCACAAUAUACUUUCAGGCGCCCCCAUACAGAAUUGGAAUUUCCUUAUUCAUAAAUGCCACUUAACCAGCACGGCAAUCUGUCAUUAUACGGUGCACCAUCUGUUGCACAAGAAAUCAUGUCCCUAAUCGGAAUACUUUUAUCCUCAAUAUACAUUUUGAGCUCGUUGUAGAUUGAUUCUCUGUUGAUAUUUGUUUAUGAGAAUCACUUCAUAAACUUGUCCAUUUUUGAUAAACCAUACAUAUACCAUUAGCAAUGCCUCAUUGUCUUGCACGGUUGUAUCCCAAAUUCUGUUUUUUGUAGAUCUGUGCAUAGUUGAUACUCAAUGUCUUCACUCAUUUCAUCAAUACAACAAUCUAAAGAGUUGUUAUUCCGAGGAAUUGAUUUUAAAAUACUGGUAUCCAUUUUGAGAACAGUGGUGAGCACUUCUGAUACAGCAGGCAUUAUUAAUCUUUCACCAAUUUUAUGAGAUUUUCCACACUUUGCUAUCAUUUUGGAAAUGUUAUAGGAAGCAAUGAGACCACUAUCAAGGGCAUUUUUAGCUUUCUUGGCAAAUGACUCGAGUGUGCAACACUUUUCAAAUGCGUCUUUCAUCUUCUGGAAUUGAGUAAUAUCACAAGUAGUCUUUUUAGGGUGUCUUUUAUGGAAGCGUUCCUGCAAUCUUGAUUUCUUUAUUAGACAGUACAAUAUUACAAAUGAGCCACAUGGGGCAUCACUGAUCUGACAGGAAUGAAAUAAAACCAUACUCCAGGUACGUAACAUUGUAUUAACACACUCUCUGUUGCUUCUGUUUCUUAGCAGGGUUAGAAUUCAAGGCUUCACCACCUUCA